UGUAGUCUCACUAUGGUCAAUGUUAUUACAGGCAGAAAAAUUUCAGGCAAUGUUAUGAUUUGCUCGUAAUCAAUCAUCUUUUUGUGUUUAAUUUGUCGAACUCCCGCCUUUAUUCGACUGGCCAGCUUCAUUAUGACGUCACUGUCACUACCGGCACGGCCUGCGAUGGAGAGUCGGCAACUCAGCAGCAGCACCUUGCGGUCAAAUAUAUCAGGCAGGUCGUCUGCGGUGUGGCGCUGCUCUCGCACGAAAACGAAUAAAUUUCGACGCGGGGUUUCUCGAGCGCCUUCUUCAACAGAAGAGGACAACGAAGAGUUCGUUUCUCCUAACGGAACUCGGAAAUUUUCGGUUCCGAAGUUCCCCGAAUCCAACCUGUACCGUCGUUAUUACGUUGAUCAGCAAACAGGUGAAAUGAGGUCAUCAGCAACUGGACGAAAUGCAAACAGAUCUGCUGCUACGUCGCCUGCCACCCCUGUCACGGAUAUCGACCAAAAACGGCAAGACGUCGGCUGGCGAAGAAGCGUUUCUCCCCCGCGAGUUAUUAAUCGAACGUUCUGGGAUCACAGUUUAAAAACCCAGGGGAUUACAAUCACGCAAAAGCGUCAAAGUUACCCCUACCAGCCCCCUAUUUUACCCCGAACGGCACCAAACACGUGCCACUUACCCCGAAUUAGCAGAAGCGCCGAUUCCUCUUCCGGGUUCGAAAUUCCCACGCGUUACCCACGUGGUCAGCAGCGACCAACCACAAUCGCUUCCGGACACAAUGCCCUUUUAUUACGCCAUAAACAAAUCCUGGAAACCGCUAACCGAGCCGCGCGUGACGUAGCGUGGUCACGUGCGCGGCAGCAGGACGCCGAGAUGCUGACGUCACUGAAACGACGUCAUCAUGACGUCACGAUCCGACUACCAUGCGAAUCCGGACAUUACCCACCCCGCCAGUACCCACUUAACUGGAACAAAUUACUUUCUGGUGACGUCACGAUGCGGUGCGGUCAGCAGGCUAGUAUGACGUCACUGAAGGCGAACAAAAAGUGCGAAGAUUGGUUAAAUAGUUGGGCCGUGGAUAAAUGACCUUUAUCGUCAAUUUUACUUUUCUUAUUAUUGCCCUUUAUUGUAUGCGGUACACCUUAUUUAUAUAAAUACAAGGCAGCGACUUUUACA
Molecule: messenger RNA, 1161 nt
Organism: Ciona intestinalis (vase tunicate)
Lineage: Eukaryota; Metazoa; Chordata; Ascidiacea; Phlebobranchia; Cionidae
Source: RefSeq, a predicted model, not a curated record